Molecule: messenger RNA, 9876 nt
Organism: Strongylocentrotus purpuratus (purple sea urchin)
Lineage: Eukaryota; Metazoa; Echinodermata; Echinoidea; Camarodonta; Strongylocentrotidae
Product: fibrillin-2
Exons: 57
Coding region: 145-8067 (2640 amino acids)
Biological process (GO): cell-matrix adhesion
Cellular component (GO): membrane
Molecular function (GO): calcium ion binding
Source: RefSeq, a predicted model, not a curated record
AUCUACUUGGAUUAUGGAGCAGACAUUGAUGAACAAUUUACUUUUCAAUCUAACUUACUGGCUUGGGGGUGCGUUGACGUCAAGUCAUGUAUUCCGAUUGGCGACGGGCAUCUAUACACAACGAUACGGUUCACAUCUACUGGCAUGAUCGAGUUCUCCAACGACAAAUGUUCGAUAGACAAGUCUCUGGUUCGUUACACAAACCCAUCUCUAUUCACUACAACUGAUGGAGAUGCGUCAGUCGCUGUCCUAGGAGCUGCAGUGGACCUCAGCAUUGGUGAUCCCAAAAUAUUUUAUCAGCUUCAAGAUGAGUAUGACUUCUCAGAUAACAACGGAGGAUCCCUUCUUCAAGCCUUAAAGAGCAGACUAAACAGGGCAGACUCCGAACUGAGUGAAACGAAUCCAAUAGUAGCGUUGAAGAUCACUUGGGAAGGUAUCCAGCCGCCUGGAUCACAACCGGGAGAGGAGACAAACACCUACCAGGCUGUGGUAUUCACCGACGGCAAACAGACAGGUGUAAUGAUGAAUUACCAGGCAGGGGACCUUCAAUGGCUGACUCAAUCAAAACCAUUACCAGCACGAGUGGGAUACAGUAACAUUGACGAUGUAAUGAAUCUGUAUGAAGAUACUGAUCAGGACACUAUUUAUAAUAGUUAUCGACGAGACUUGGUCACUGGAAAUACGGGUCAGACGGGCAGCUACAUUUAUCGCCUAGACCUCAAUGGUGCCGAUUUUGUCAACCCAUGUGUUGAGUGUCUGAUCUGGUAUGAAAAUGACCUCAGCGUGACCUACAACUAUCCUGAUGCAUCUGUGUGUCCUUGUUCAAGGAAACAAGCUGCAAGCGACGUAAACUUCAGAAGAUGUACUUUCCCCAGGGGCAACGAUCCCGAUUUCAGUAGUGCCAGUUAUAAUUCAGUGAAAUGCUUCCAGUCAACCACGGAUGGUGAUGAGGGUUUCCGCUGUAACUACAUCAAUAAUGCUCUAGUCACAGACUACCAGAACCUAUGGGAAUCCAGCAAUUUCCAGGCACUCUUACUUACCAGAUCUCUAAGAAGAAAUGACGCUUUGUAUGAUGAAUGGAAAAGUGAGGACGUUGUACCUAGACAAAUGUGCUGUGAAAGGGCUAUUCUGAGUGAGGGAUAUUGUGAUCUUUAUGAGGAGCGUCGCCCACAGGCAAGCUGUGAGGGAUACAACCCUCCCAAUAGUGCUCAGGGAGCUGGUGACCCACACUUUUUAACCUUUGAUGGGAGGAUGUACAGCUUCAAUGGGUUUGGCGAGUACAUUAUGAUGCAAUACAACAAUAAUGACCCAUUUGUUCUCCAGACUCGUACCGGCGUAGCAUUCAGGAAUGGUGAACCUGUCAACACAGGGACCGUCUUUACAGGUUUUGCUGCGACACAAGGCAUUACAAAUGUAUCAUUUACUUUAAAUGAUGAUAGAACAGAGCUGCUACUCUCGGUCAACCAGACGUCAGUCGAUAUAACAUCUCUUGAAGCAGAUGGCUACGAUUCCGCUGAUCCAACUUUCAACUUAUACAGUGAUGAUGAGGCGGCAGAAAGUGAAACUGCUAUCAUCGUAACCUUCAAACUACCAGACAUACCUAGCUCCGGACUUCGUGUGGUUUUCAGAACCGGGAUAUUACUAGGAAAUAGUUUUGUUCCUCGAGAAUACGCUACUGGAGGGAUUGGAAAUGGUCUAUUCGGCCUCAUGAAUGGUGAUAAGAAUGAUGAUUUCCAAUACCGGGACGGAACCAUCAUCAUGGAUACAGCUGAGAAAAACCUGACAGAGAGAGAAAUCUUUGAUUUUGGACAAAGUUGGAUGAUCUCACCGAGUGAAUCUCUUUUCGAUUAUGGUGAUCGGGAUUGGAGUCAUUAUAACGAUCCUGACUACGUCCCUCCCUUCCUCUCAGAGCUGAUUGCGGCAGACCCGGAUUUGGCAGCAGAAGCUAAAGCGUUUUGCGGGGAUAGUGAAGCAUGCCUCUUUGAUUCCCUAGCAGUUGAUCCAUCAGUUGGUUUAGAUACAUUGUCUUCUAAUAAUGCUUUUGAAAUACAGCUAUCGGAUUUAAAUAACUUCCCACCAAACAUCACAUCUGUCAUUGAGACCAGUUUGACAGAUGCACUGUCAGAGAGCGGUAUACUGCGUGUAACUGUUGACCAAACAGUCACCUUACAAAUAACAGCUUCAGAUCCAAAUGACGGAGAUGUUGUCCAGUAUUCAUUGCAGGGUGUUCAGCCUGGCGCAACCAUAGACCAAAAUACUGGAUUGUUCACGUGGACUCCUCCAAGCUUAGAUGUUUCUAUGAUUGAGAUCGUAGCAACCGAUGAUUUUGGAGCGAGUACAUUACUAGCUUACAAGGUCAGAGUGUGUCAGUGUUCUAAUGAUGGAGUAUGCAACUUUGACAACUUAGCAGCAAAUCAGGAUCUCAACAACAAUGGCUUUACCGUUGUCACAUGUACAUGCGAGGUUGGCUGGUCAGGUGAUCACUGUGGUGUAGACUUCGACUCUUGUCAACGUUCCCCUUGUUACGAAGGUGUUUUCUGCUCUGACUUGCCGCCACCUUCAGUUAUGCCGAUGUGUGGACCAUGCCCACCGUCUCUUACAGGAGAUGGAUUAACUUGCUUUGAUGUUGAUGAGUGUGCAAAUGACACACUUAAUGAAUGUGAUCAGAACUGUGAUAACAGACUUAAUGGAUAUGAUUGCACGUGUAAUGAUGGCUUUACACUUGAUAUGGAUCAAAGAAGGUGUAAUGAUAUCAACGAAUGCAUAUUGGGUACACACGGUUGCCAAAACAACAGUCUUUGUAAUAAUACCAUCGGUUCCUAUCAGUGCUAUUGUGAAGUCGGAUUUUCUCCAAUUACAAAUGAUAACGUCAAUUGUGAAGAUAUUGAUGAAUGCACGGUGGAGAGCCAAUGCGAUGCGGAAGCAACGUGUGGAAACAAUGAAGGCUCUUUCAUAUGCACGUGCAAUGAGGGUUACGUAGGAGAUGGAACCACUUGUACAGAUAUGAAUGAAUGUCUGGACGAAUCUCUAAAUGACUGCGCCUCACAGUCGACUUGUGAUAAUUCACCUGGUAGUUUCUCAUGUGCUUGUGAUGGAGGCUGGGUCGGCAACGGUACCUACUGUGAGGAUGCUAAUGAGUGCUCCACUAACGACGAUGAUUGCAGUGAUGAUGCGACGUGUGAGAAUAAUCCUGGGAGCUACCUCUGCACCUGUAAUGCAGGAUAUGUUGGAAAUGGAAUCGAAUGCUUUGAUAUCGACGAGUGUGCCUCUGAAGAUGAUAACUGUACUAUGUCAGCUCUGUGUGUCAACACAAACGGAUUGUUUGAGUGUCAGUGUGCCGACGGCUACAGAAAAAGUCUACAGGGAGAAUGUGAAGAUGCGAAUGAAUGUGACGAUGACCCUAAUUGUGAUAUGGACGCACAGUGUGUGAAUACUAAUGGAUCAUUUGUCUGCUCAUGUAACGAAGGAUUUCAAGGAAAUGGAUUCGCAUGUGAAGAUAUCGAUGAAUGUACAUUGGGAACUCACGAUUGUCAGCAGAGCUGCAUUAAUGACAGUCCUGGGUUCAACUGCAGUUGUUUUUCAGGCUUUAUUCUUAUGAAUGAUAACAAGACAUGCAUGGUUACUGAAAGUUGUGACCUCGAAUGUGGCUCUGGUGUCUGCAUUAAUUCUACGGACGGGGAAAUCUGUGUAUGCGAUCAGACUGGAUAUGAAUUCAAUUCAACUAUAAACAACUGCACAGACGUCAAUGAAUGCCUUGGGGAGAAUCGUUGCGAAAUGGACUGCGAUAACAUCCCAGGAGGAUACGACUGUUCCUGUGUAACGGGCUUCUUGCUCGAUGUAAACGGAAGAAGUUGUUCAGAUCGGGAUGAAUGUCUUGAUGGUACUCAAGAUUGUGAUACCAAUGCUGCAUGUUCCAAUACAGAAGGGUCCUUCUCCUGUUCAUGCAAUGAUGGCUACACGGGAAAUGGAGCAAUGUGUACAAAUACCGAUGAGUGCCUUUCUACGUCCCCAUGCCACGUCUUCGCGAAUUGCAUGGAUACAAAUGGCUCUUUCAAUUGUAUGUGUAUGCCAGGUUUCUCUGGUAAUGGCUUCAGCUGUGUAGAUAAUAAUGAGUGUGAUCAAUCUCCUUGUGAUGAGAAUGCUGCAUGCAACAACACAGAUGGGUCCUUCUCAUGUACCUGUCUUGAAGGUUAUACUGGGAAUGGUCUAAGUUGCUCAAAUAUCAAUGAGUGUGAAGUAGACCCGCCGUGUGGUGUGUAUGCUGACUGUUCAGACAAUGAAGGUUCGUUCACAUGUUCCUGUCUGCCUGGUUUUCAAGGUGAUCCCUACGCGGCAUGUACCGAUAUCAUUGAGUGUCAGAACCCAUCCUUGUUCACAUGUCAUCAACUAGCGUCUUGUGUGAAUACUCUUGGAAACUAUUCGUGCGAAUGCAACAAUGGUUACGAGGGAGAUGGGAUAUCCUGCUCAGAUCAAGAUGAAUGCAGUGAUGUCCUUCAAUUCUGUGGACCAAACAGUAACUGCUCCAACUCGGUUGGCUCUUAUGAAUGCAUGUGCUCCGAAGGUUACGUGAGGGAGAAUAUGGAUAGCAAUUGUACAGAUUUUAAUGAAUGUGACAACGUUCAAAACACCUGUCCUCCGGAUAUCUCUUCGUGCGUGAACACAGAUGGUGAUUUCAUGUGUACAUGUGCUUCUGGGUACCAGAAUGAUUCACCCAAGACCUGCAAUGACACAAAUGAGUGCGCAGAAAGUACUCGUGUCUGUAGCGACAGUCGAGAAUGCAUCAACACUGUGGGAGACUUCAGGUGUAUCUGCACUGAGGGCUUUGCUGAAAUUGAAGGAAGCUGUGAAGCGUCCUUAACCUUGCAACUGAGGGUAAGAUUUGAAGCCAUUCUCGGUGCCUUAAUUGCUGCCAAUCCAUCUAUUAUCGAAUCUGCUACAAAUCAAGAGCAACUUGAACGUGACAUGCUGAUGUUUCUCCAAGGCAUUUCAGAACUUGGGGACUCUGUUUUCAUGGCUACAAUAUCAGAUGUAAAUGUGACCGGUCCCUAUGCUGUCAUAGACUUCAGGACAGAUGUUGAAACAACACUAAAUAUCAACGACACAGUAUUGGAAUCAUUGUUCAACAUUGCUAUACUAGAUAACCGGCGCUUUGGAGUUUCAGGAGCCGAAAAUAUAGUCAACCAAGAGGAUGUUGAUGAAUGUGCCGAUGAUCCAGUCCCGUGUACUAACGGAAUGUGCACUAACACCAUUGGGUCUUUCUUCUGUACUUGCAAUGACGGAUAUAUUGAAAACGGAGCAAGAACUGGUUGUAAUGAUAUUGAUGAAUGCGAAAAAGAUUCCACCCUCUGUGCUAAUGGAAUAUGCGUUAACACCGAUGGUUCUUAUACUUGCAACUGUGACGUAGGGUUCCAACUAGAUGUCACUGGUGUCAAUUGUAGUGACAUUAAUGAGUGUGAUGCUGGGAAUCUCUGUGCUAAUGGAAUUUGCCAAAAUAACGAGGGAUCAUACAUGUGUUCAUGCAUUCCUGGAUUUGCAGUAGAUUCAACAGGGACUACUUGUGAUGAUAUUAUCGAGUGUGAGGAUCCCUCCCUGUGCGUCGAUGGAACAUGCAACAAUAUCAUGGGGACGUUUAGUUGUGACUGUAACGAUGGAUAUGAGAAGAAUAUCAACGGAAAGGCUUGUAAUGAUAUCGAUGAAUGUGCAAACAUUCCAAACCCAUGUGGGAAUGGAACCUGUAACAAUAUUGACGGGACUUAUGGGUGUACCUGUCACCCUGGAUUUGAGGCCAACGAGAGCGGUACUGCCUGUAAUGACAUCAUUGAGUGUGCUGGUAAUGCUAAUCCCUGUGGUGAUGGAGAAUGCACUAAUACCGAUGGAUCUUACAUGUGCAUCUGUGACAGCGGCUUUAGAUUAAGUGUGGAUGGCAGUACAUGUGACGCCGAGUGUGGUGGAGCUGUUUGUCAGAAUGGCGGAGCAUGCGGGAGUACUAACCAGUGUGAUUGUGCUAAUACUGGUUUUACCGGUACUAUGUGCGAGACUAAUAUCGAUGAAUGUGAAAGCAAUCCUUGUAUGAAUGGAGGAAGUUGCGCUGAUGAAGUUAACUCUUUUACUUGUUCUUGUGCUGAUGGCUAUACUGGGACUUUGUGUGGAACAGACAUCGAUGAAUGUGCAAAAAUUCCAAACCCAUGUGGGAAUGGAACCUGUAACAAUGUUGACGGGACUUAUGAAUGUACCUGUGACAGUGGGUUUGAGGCCAACGAGAGUGGUACUGCCUGUGAUGACGUCGAUGAGUGUGCUGCGGUUGCUAAUCCCUGUGGGGAUGGAGAAUGCCAUAAUACCGAUGGAUCUUACAUGUGCAUCUGUGACAGCGGCUUUAGAUUAAGUGUGGAUGGCAGUACAUGUGACGCCGAGUGUGGUGGAGCUGUUUGUCAGAAUGGCGGAGCAUGCGGGAGUACUAACCAGUGUGAUUGUGCUAAUACCGGUUUUACCGGUACUUUGUGCGAGACCAAUAUCGAUGAAUGUGAAAGCAAUCCUUGUACGAAUGGAGGAAGUUGUGCUGAUGGAGUUAACUCUUUUACUUGUUCUUGUGCUGAUGGCUAUACUGGGACUCUGUGUGGAACAGACAUCAAUGAAUGUGCAAACAUUCAAAACCCAUGUGGGAAUGGAACCUGUAACAAUGUUGACGGGACUUAUGAAUGUACCUGUGACAGUGGGUUUGAGGCCAACAAGAAUGGUACUGCCUGUGAUGACGUCGAUGAGUGUGCUGCGGUUGCUAAUCCCUGUGGGGAUGGAGAAUGCACUAAUACCGAUGGAUCUUACAUGUGCAUCUGUGACAGCGGCUUUAGAUUAAGUGUGGAUGGCAGUACAUGUGACGCCGAGUGUGGUGGAGCUGUUUGUCAGAAUGGCGGAGCAUGCAGGAGUACUAACCAGUGUGAUUGUGCUAAUACCGGUUUUACCGGUACAUUGUGCGAGACUAAUAUCGAUGAAUGUGAAAGCAAUCCUUGUAUGAAUGGAGGAAGUUGUGCUGAUGGAGUUAACUCUUUUACUUGUUCUUGUGCUGAUGGCUAUACUGGGACUCUGUGUGGAACAGAUGUUAAUGAGUGUGAGCUUGAUUCGAGUCUCUGUAGUAAUGGAAGAUGUGUCAACUUGGAUGGAUCAUACACUUGUAUCUGCAAUGCUGGAUUCACAUUAGUCAAUGCAAAUUCUUGCAAUGCUCUCCCAAGCAGUCUGUCCACUAGUCAAGUGACUGUGAAGAUUACAGGACAAAGUCUGAAUGGUCAAACCCUGACGUAUACACCAGAAUUAACCGAUAGGUCAUCGGCCAAAUUCAUGGAAUAUGAAGUUGCAUUCUGUUACAUUUUCAGCCAAUACGUAAGGGAACAGUUAGGUUCUCAACUUGUUAAUGCUAAUUGCAUAGUGCUGUCAUUCAGCCAAGGUAGCGUAGUCGGUGACGUGCAAGUGGAACUUGCUGCUGAGAGCCAAAGUGUAGCAGAUGGGCUUGCUGUGAGUUUAUCUGCCUUAUCUACCAACAUUGAUCAAAACUUAUCAGCUAAUGGUCAAACUCUGGUAGCAUCUAUAUCGGCAGAAGUUCAGUGCGAUCAAACAAACUGCCAGAACGGUGGGACAUGUACUUCUGCUGGACAGCCUUGUAAUUGCCCAGCUGGUUUUACAGGAGACCUUUGCCAGAAUGCUCCUCAAGGAUUGUCGAAUGGAGCCAUCAUUGGUAUUGCUCUCGGAGUUUUUGGUUUUGUUCUUGUCCUCAUAACCUGUGUCUGCUGCGUUUUCGUACAAGGUGUCAGACGAAAUCAAGCAACAAAACUGAUGCUCGCUGAACAACGGUAUGACAAUCCAAGUAGACAAAAUAGAGGCUUCUACGGAAACGAAUCUUUCAAUGGUUCUGAUGAGUACAACUCCCUUGAAGGACGCCGAUAUGCUGUUGGUCAAGCAUUGGAUCGACUGCGCGGAACUGAUGCACUGCGUCAUGGAGAUGGCAAUUUCAGGACUCCCUACGUGGUAGAUGGGAGUGAAAUGUACAACGGUGUGGAGCGAAAUCCAAUGCAUUAUUGAUCACCAAGAAACUUACCUUCGGACAAAGAACGAAUAUGACAACGGAAAAGAAUAUAGUGAAUUAGUUAUAUAUUUCUUAUGGAUAGAUGGGUUCUCUUCUGGAUAGGCUAAAUAUCAAAGUGUAUACAAUCAUAUUAUUAUAUUAAUUAAGGGCUUACUUGCAUUUGACAGAUUGACUGAAUAAAUUUAAAUGCAUAUGAUGUAGAAAGGAGAGCGUUCAAGUAAACAGAAUGGUGUGAUCAUAUGGGAUGAAUCCAUGGCGCUAAAACAAUACAAACAGUAAUUUUGAAUCUUUCUUUUAUGAAUAUAAAUAACAUUGUUUACCUCUUGCACUUUUAUCUGUCACAUUUUUGCCAGGUACCAAAGUAACGCCCUGGAUAGGCUAAAUAUCAAAGUGUAUACAAUCAUACUAUUAUAUUAAUUAAGGGCGUACGGUAUUUGCAUUUAACCGAUUGUUUGAUGUAAUCAUGCUAAGUCUCUAUUACAAACGAUCAUACUAUUAUAUUAAUUAAGGGUUACUCACAUCACUCUUAAAGUACUACUUAUCAGCAAGUCUUUGUUAAAAACAUAAGACUAUGAUAUAGAAAUAUUUGAAGAUAAGUAUAAAAAUGAAUUGAAUACGAUUUUCUGUAUUAUCUGUGAGUGUAUAAGGGCUGCAUUGUUGAUCAGGACGGGUUUGAUAUCAUAUCUGUAUUGAUCAAGUAAUUUAUGUUUAUCUCACGCUUUUAAUGCGGAUCAAUUUUAAGACUUUAAAUAGUACAAAUUUUCUAUAGUUUUAUUUCAAAUGCUUAUGUUAGCGGGGAGUAUACCACCCCCCCCCCCCCUCUUUCUCUCUCUUUCUAUAUAUAUAGUAGAUAACUACUCCUUUUAAUUGAUAUGAUUUUGUAUGAAUAGAUUUAAUUGCAUAUUAUGUAGAAAAGGGCUUUCAAGUACCCAGAAUAAUGUGAUCAUGUGAUUACCUGUCACAUUUUUGCCAGGCACCAAAGUAAUGCACUGGAUAGGCUAAAUAUCAAAGUGUGUACAAUCAUAUUAUUAUAUUAAUUAAGGGCUUAUGGUAUUUGCAUUUAACCAAUUAUUUGAUGUACCCAGAAUAAUGUGAUCAUAUAUGAUAAAUACAUAGCACUAAAACAAUACAAAGAGUAACUUAGAUUAUUUUCUUUAUGAAUAUUAAACAAUGUUUUUUUACCUCUUGCACUUGUACCUGUGACAUUUGUGUCAGGUACCAAAGUAACCCCCCCCCCCCCACCUCCAGGAAUAUUUUUAAUCCCAUUUGCUUGACUUGCAAUUACAGGAUUGUGUAACAAGGACUUGUUUGUUCAAUUAAUUAAUAAAAGGUUAUGCUGAUUUUAUGAAGAUUAAGGGAAGUGUAACCAAAACUUUCACUUAGGUCCUUUCUCUUGUUUAGGAACGUGUCGCUUCAAUAAUGAUGUAGAAAUGAAUUGGGUUGAAAGGGAAAAAAAAUACAUGAAUGUACGCAUGAUGUAUUGAAACAAAGCAGGCUUUCAAUGGAUGUGUCAUGUAGCACAAUACAAGUAAAUUUAUUGACGCACACAUACUUUCUUUUGUCUCAUUGCCAUUUGAAAAUAUUUUUCUAAACAUGUAAUAUAUCUUUUGUUUAAUUUCUAUUUUCAUGUUCCUCGGAAGCAAUUCCUUAUACAGUACUAUGAUUACCCCUUAUAAGUCUUUCAGUUUUCAAGGAUGUAUUUUUUUUUUAAAUUUCGUACGAUAUAUUUUUGUAUUGAUAUAUAUUUUUCAUUAGAGAUCACAAGUAAUUGAAAUAAAUGUUCCAAUAGGGAAGACUGCUGAAUA